AGAUAAGUUGAAUAAGAUCCAAAACCCUAAUCCGUCCCCCUCUUCUCGCACUCGCGCGCCUUUCCCAUUCGCGCCGCCGCCGCCGCCGCUGCAAGCGCCAGCUCGCCGUCGUCCGAGCCAAACACCCCAACGCCGCCAUGGGGCGUAUGCACAGCCGCGGGAAGGGUAUCUCGUCGUCGGCGCUGCCGUACAAGAGGACGCCGCCGACCUGGCUCAAGACCGCCGCCUCCGACGUGGAGGAGAUGAUCACUAAGGCGGCGAAGAAGGGUCAGAUGCCGUCGCAGAUCGGCGUCCUGCUCCGUGACCAGCACGGUAUCCCCCUUGUCAAGAGCGUCACGGGCAGCAAGAUCCUCCGCAUCCUCAAGGCCCAUGGGCUGGCGCCAGAAAUCCCGGAGGACCUCUACUUCCUCAUCAAGAAGGCGGUGGCGAUAAGGAAGCACCUUGAGAGGAACAGGAAGGACAAAGACUCCAAAUUCAGGCUCAUUCUUGUUGAGAGCAGGAUCCACCGCCUUGCCCGCUACUACAAGCGCACAAAGAAGCUUCCACCCACCUGGAAGUAUGAGUCAACCACCGCAAGCACUCUGGUGGCCUAAGUGAGGAGCUCAACAUUAGGUGCUUGAAGCUGGGCUAUUCUUGGAAUCAUUUUUAUGUACCGUUUUAUGAGUUUGGAGUGAACUAGAGAUCUUGAAUGUCCUGUGGAGGAUGCCAUAAACCCUUUUGGUUACAUAGAACUGCCUGUUGUUAACUUUUGCUACUCGGCAUCCAGAUUUUGUCAGCUAUAAUAUGAUCAUUUACAUUACAUGGUUUGCCCCUA
This is a messenger RNA of Sorghum bicolor (sorghum), 814 nucleotides long. RefSeq names its product 40S ribosomal protein S13. Gene Ontology annotation, biological process: translation. NCBI's taxonomy places the organism in Eukaryota, Viridiplantae, Streptophyta, Magnoliopsida, Poales, Poaceae. Gene Ontology annotation, molecular function: structural constituent of ribosome; small ribosomal subunit rRNA binding. The transcript is spliced from 5 exons. The record is from RefSeq and is a predicted model, not a curated record. Gene Ontology annotation, cellular component: ribosome; nucleolus; cytosolic small ribosomal subunit. Bases 138 to 593 code for a protein of 151 amino acids.